GAAGAAAGAGUGGGGGGAAGAAAGAGAGGGAAAGGGGGUAACCAGCAUUAAUGCCACUGUGAAGUUUUUUAUUUUUAUUCUUUAUAUAUAUUUUGAAUGUAACACUAAUUUCUGGGUUCGUGUCCUUUGUCUACUGCACAUCUAAGACUCAUUUUGGACAAGACGACGCUUAGACUUGCCUCUUUUGGGGACAUUAGAAAGUUUUUUUGAUAAUAACAUCAAACAGAUGGCUGUGACACAGGCUGCUCUGCCUUCGUUUUCAAACUUCUGCAACACCUCCGAAAACAUGAAGGCUUGGAAGUUUGAAAAAGGCUUUUUGGAUCCAGACUUCAAGGAUUUAGACCAAAGCACCUGCAGCAACAAACCUUCUGGGUUUCUGUCAGCUCAACACCAUGAUGACAGUGAGGGAUGCUGGGAUAUGGAGUUCCUGUUGUCAGAUUGGGGUGAAGCAUCACCUGAACGGACCAACUCUCAAAAUUACACUUCCCAACACCCGCUGAUGCAAGACCAGGUUUACUGUCCUGAUCUUUACCUGGAGGACCAGUCAAGUUCAAAUAGACACCAAGUGUCCAUUUCAAGUUCGCUGGCUGAGCUGCUUCCUCAUGAAGCAACUUUAAGUUGCUCAUUGCCUGAUCUCUUUGAUGGAGGAUAUUUGGAGCAGCAAAAGCAAACAGCAAAAGCAUUCUCUCAACCAGAAAACCACCAGUUCAGUAGUUUCCCUAUUGUUCAUGAAAUCAACAGAGAAAAUGAGAGAAACAGCAAUGGCAAGAUGAAGUCAUGGGAUUUUGGACAUUAUCCUCAGCCUGCACCUUUGAUACCCUUUCCCGACUCAAAAUUUAUCCAGACGUCUGGGAUCACCAUGGAGGCACUGCUCUUUCCUCCACAACAUCACUAUAACUUAAUCCAAAACUACACACACCCCAAACUCUACCAACCACAAGUGAGCUACACACACAGGCAGCCGGCCAGUCACUAUCCGCCCACAAAAAGCAUGGUGCCCGACUCCACAGUGCCUCCUGCAGGUCUGGAGGGGAAGCGCAUGAGGAGAGGGGUGUUGAAGAGGAAAGCCACGGUUCACAGUUGUGAAUACCCAGGCUGCCAUAAGAAUUACACCAAGAGCUCUCAUCUCAAAGCACACCUCCGAACACACACAGGGGAAAAGCCGUACCACUGCACGUGGGAAGGUUGUGGGUGGAAGUUCGCCCGUUCGGAUGAGUUGACGAGACACUUCCGAAAACACACGGGACAGAAGCCAUACGAGUGUAUGCUCUGCCACAGAGCCUUCAGCCGAUCCGACCACCUGGCAUUACACAUGAAGAGACAUGUGUGAGGCCAAACACAAACAAAACACAUCAACCAAAUGCAUCCAUUGAGGUUAGUCCAGGAGAGCAUUUCAGUGGUUUUGUGAGGACCUGUGUUCAGCAGGUGAGAUGCUUGAAUUGUAUAUACAUAAAGCACUAUUACAUAAACAUACAACUGACAUGUACAUACUGUACAUUAUAUGAUAAAGGGGAGGAGUUGGUGUUUUUUUUUAUUUUUAUGAAAUCAUAAUCAUAAGUAGGUAUCAUGCUGAAAUCAAGAGCUCCAAAUUUGUAGUUACUUGCCAUUAAACAUCAGACUUAUUUCCAAUCUGGACCCUUUAUCUAAACUGUAUGAAUUGGAAAACGGUAAAGAACUAAUUGAAUCCCAGCCAUCGAAAAUGGAUUACUGUGAAAAAAAAAACAAAAAAAAAACAUUGAUAAAACAUUUUCAGAAAGAAACGUAGGGAAACUCUCUCAUUGCUGUAAUAUAAGAAAAUUCCCUCAUGGAUAUUAAUUGGAAUUCGCUCAUGUUCAUAAAGAUGCAGAAAUAUAUGCUUAAGUUUAAAGUGUAAUUUUUACAGAAAAUGCCAAAACAAAUAAUAAGCUGUUCAGGUCAGCGGAUGAAUAUUGUUAUCAUUGUGUUUUUGAUCUGAUUUCGUAUUUAUGUCUAUAGUCUUUAUUGUGUGGGAGUUCAUAAAUGUUACCAAAAGUCAUAAAAAUCUUCAUGUUUAAUUGUAAUAUUGCUAUUUAUAUAACAAGAUACCAUCAUAAUAAAAAACAAUGCUAUGCUAAUUUAUACUAAUGUUUUUACUUAUUCACUAAUAAAGCAACUGCAAUUCAGUCAUUUCUGUCAAUCUCCUUUCCAACCAACAGAUGGCAAACUAACACACAACACAGUGUCUGUACAUCUACUGCUCCAAUGCACGGGAUAAACCUGAAUCAUUAAUCAUAAAGCUGUUGUUUUUAUUGUUAUUAUCAACAUACGUCAUUUUGGGCCUUUGGAGAAAUGUCUAGAUGUAUUAACACUUUUCAAAUUACAUAUAAAUGCUUAAGCAAAAAGGAAUAAAACUGACAAAACAUCCACAAAAAGCCCCACAGUUAACACAAGAUGUAUUGGCCAUUAAGGCUCUAGUCGGUUUACAGGGGUUAAACCUAUUUUGAGGGAUACAACUGAGAUUAAGUCUGGGAUUAGCCUGGGUUUUGUUUUGAGCGUCAGACACACGUCACACAUCCACUGAUGCAAUCACUCUAAGGGGGCAUCUGAGGACACAAUCCAUUGUUGUUCUGGUUAGUAGUAAUACAAUUGUUUGAGACACAAAGCAGAAGGAAGCUGGAAUGAAGCAGACUGUUACCACAUAUCAAUCAAGCAUAUAGACAACUUUCCCCUCCAGAACACAUAAAUAAAAACAUGUUGUUGUAAUUAACUGCACUUUUGGGGCAAAUUAAUUCCAAGAAGUUUACUGAAUCUGAUCAAAUCUUCUUUUCAGGACAUCUAAGGAAAUUCUCAAUCCCAUGAUGCAGUCAUGUGAAAAAGACCGUAUACACUCUUUGAAUUCUAUGGUUUUAUGAAUCAGGACGUAAUGAAAAACAUCAUCGGGUCUUAAGAGGGUCUUAAAAUUAGGUAAACACUGUAAGGGUGAUGAUUUUGGCUUGUUUUGCAGCCAUGGGACUUGAGCAACUUGCAGUCAUCGAGUCGACUAUGAACUUCUCUGUAUUCCUAGAUAUCCUGCACAGUCAGAUGUGAGGCUAUUUGUCCGACAGCUAAAGCUUGUCUGAAAUCGGGUCAUGUAACAGGACAAUGAUCUCAAGCACACCAGCAAAUCUACAACAGAACAUGUGAAAAAGAAAAGACUCAAGGUGUUGCAAUGGCCCAGUCAAAGUCCAGACCUCAACCCGACUGACCUUAAAGGGUUACUCCACCCCAAAAUGAAAAUUUUGUCAUUAAUCACUUGCCCCCAUAUCGUUCCAAACCUAUAAAACCUCUGUUCUUCUUCGGAACACAAUUUAAGAUAUUUUGGAUAAAAACCUGGAGGCUUGAGACUGUCCCAUAGACUGCCAAGUAAAUAACAGUGUCAAGGUCGUAGGGGGUAGGUGAUUAAUGACAAAUUGUUUUAUUUUAGGGUGGAGUAUCCAUUUAAGAGAGAAGAGAGUGGUGCAUAAAUAAAAGUCUGAAAACGUACAUAAACUGAAGCCAUGUUGUAAAGAAAAGCGGGCCAACAGUCCUCC
Carassius gibelio (silver crucian carp) is the source of this 3527-nucleotide messenger RNA. RefSeq names its product Kruppel-like factor 1 (erythroid) (gene klf1). The record is from RefSeq and is a predicted model, not a curated record. Gene Ontology annotation, molecular function: RNA polymerase II cis-regulatory region sequence-specific DNA binding; DNA-binding transcription factor activity, RNA polymerase II-specific. The transcript is spliced from 3 exons. Bases 227 to 1330 code for a protein of 367 amino acids. NCBI's taxonomy places the organism in Eukaryota, Metazoa, Chordata, Actinopteri, Cypriniformes, Cyprinidae. Gene Ontology annotation, biological process: regulation of transcription by RNA polymerase II.